Messenger RNA from Sphaerodactylus townsendi, 5131 nucleotides. It is a transcript of the gene DPY19L3, whose product is annotated as dpy-19 like C-mannosyltransferase 3. The record is from RefSeq and is a predicted model, not a curated record. Gene Ontology annotation, molecular function: mannosyltransferase activity. The transcript has 19 exons. Gene Ontology annotation, cellular component: nuclear inner membrane. The coding region runs from base 163 to 2307 and encodes 714 amino acids. Lineage: Eukaryota; Metazoa; Chordata; Lepidosauria; Squamata; Sphaerodactylidae.
GCCGCCUCCUUCACUCCCUCCGUCCGUCUGUCCCUCCCGCCUGGAGCUCCGAGGGGAGGCGGCGGUUUCCCGGCUCCUCGGCUGCAGCCACACGGCCGGCUCUCUGCAUCCCCCGCGGGCAGGAACCAGCUUGAGGUGUGAUGCUUGAGUGAUACUGACAUCAUGACAGCAGUUAGACACAGAAAAGGAACAAAAGCCUCAGAGGUUCCAGAUGAGCGACAUGAGAAGCACUGGAAGCUGGAUGGGAAAGUUCUUCCAGGUGGAAAAGUGUGGAAGAAACUUUCAAUCAUCACUGGUGGUUUUGUUGGCAUUUCCCUAGGAAUUCUCACUUCUGUUUAUGUUGCUACUCUCCAUGAAAAUGAUCUAUGGUUUUCUAACAUCAAGGAGGUUGAGCGGGAAAUAUCCUUCAGGACAGAAUGUGGCCUGUAUUACUCGUAUUACAAGCAAAUGCUACAGGCUCCAUCCAUUCAGUCAGGUUUAAAUAGCUUGAUGUAUGACAAUAAAACUGAGUCCAUGAGGACAAUUAAUAUACUUGAAAGAAUGAAUGUUUACCAGGAGGUACUUCUGAGUAUUCUAUAUAGGACUUUGCAUAUUAAGAAAUUUUUAGAGCCUAUUUAUUUUUACAUCUACACGUUAUUUGGCCUUCAGGCGGUUUAUGUGGUUGCUCUCUAUGUAACCAGCUGGCUUCUUAGUGGGACUUGGCUUUCAGGUGUAUUAGCUGCCUUCUGGUAUAUUACAAACAGAAUAGAUGCCACUCGGAUAGAAUUCACUAUUCCGUUAAGAGAGAACUGGGCACUGCCAAUCUUUGCUGUUCAAGUUGCAGCAAUUGUAUUCCUCUUCAGGCCUCAUUUACGACCUACUCACGAAAGGCUGACGUAUCUGACAGUAUUUAUUUCAACCUUCCUCUUCAGUUUGACUUGGCAGUUUAAUCAGUUUAUGCUGUUGAUCCAAGCUCUGGUUUUGUUCACACUUGACUCUCUUGACUUUCUUCCUAGGGGAAAGGUUACCUGGAUCUAUAUAAUACAAGUAGUCAGUUUACUGCUCGUCUGCUUACUACAGUUUUUCAAUACCAUGAUAGCAGGAUCAUUGCUUCUAAGCUUUAAUAUGUCCAUCUUGUUAGCAAGAAAACUUCAGAAUAACCUGAAAACUGGAGGCUUCUUUAGCAGACUUGGGAAGCUUUUCCUCCAUGUGCUUUUAGUGCUAUGUUUGACAUUUCUAGUAAAUAAUUUUAUGAAGAAAGUUCUUAAUCUCGAGUCAGAUGAACAUAUAUUUAAAUUCCUAAAAGCAAAGUUUGGAUUUGGAGCAACAAGAGAUUUUGACGCUAAUCUGUACCUGUGUGAAGAAGCUUUUGGUCUGUUGCCUUUUGAUACUUUCACGAGACUCUCAGACUCCCUCGUCUUUUAUGCUUACGUAUUUGUGCUUUUUGUCAUGGCCAUAGCAGCUGCUAUUGCUGCUUUUCAAAACCUCUGUGGUUCUGCUAACAACAAAUCCAUGGAUAAACUACACCAGUGUACAGUGUUGCUGAAGCCUGGUGCUGCUUAUAACUUAGUUCACUCCAUUAUGUUUGGGUGCCUGGCUUUAAGCACAAUGAGGAUGAAGUACAUCUGGAUUUCCCAUCUGUGUGUCUUUGCAGCCUCUGGCAUGUGCAGUAGUGAUAUGUGGGGACUGAUCUUGAAAUGUGUUCGCCUUCACACACCACAAAGGGUGUCUGUGAUGAGAUAUUUAACACCUGUGCUCAUGCUACUAUAUCUUUUUUACAAGUUCUGGCCAAGAAUGAUGGCGGAGCUUUCAGAGUUGAGAGAAUUCUAUGACCCAGACACAGUGGAGCUGAUGAACUGGAUUAACUCUAACACCCCGAAGAAUGCUGUGAUAGCUGGAAGCAUGCAGCUGUUGGCAGGAGUCAAGCUGUGCACGGGAAGGGUGUUAACCAAUCAUCCCCACUACGAGGAUAAAAGCCUGCGAGAGAGGACGAAACAGAUCUAUCAGGUGUAUGCAAAAAGGUCACCCGAAGAGGUCUACAGGAUCCUGAGAUCUUUUGGCACAGACUUGGUGAUUCUGGAGGACAGCAUGUGCUACGGCAGAAGACACAGCCGGGGCUGCCGACUGCGCGACCUCCUCGACAUAGCAAAUGGCCAUACGAUGGAUGGUCCUGGGGAGAACGAGCCCGACCUGAAACCUUCCCAGUACCCUCGUUUUUGCGAGGAAAUCAAAAGCAACCUGCCUUCGUACACUGUGUAUUUCUCAAAAGUGUUUCAGAACAAAACCUUCCACGUUUACAAGCUUGCCAAGCAUAAAAAGACCACUUAAGCUUUGCUGUGGGUCACACUGGAAAAUUCUAAGGGAGUUUACAAAAAAAAGAGGCUACUUUUUAAUUACUGUGAUAAUCCGGGGGGGGGGGGGUGUAUUUUGGUGACAUGCAAGAUGUGUCCAGAAAGUUUGUGUGGAUUACAAGCUGGUGCAUGAAGGUCCCCGCCCAGCAUGUACACUACACAAUCGGUGAGGUUCCAGGCUAAAUCUCCUCUUUUUUGCACACAACCCCGUUUAGAUAAUUAUGUGUACAUUUUUUUGUGGCUAAUGCAAUCUUGUAGCUGGAGAAGGAGGUGUGUAAACCUGAGGCUUGCUCCCCCACUGCGUCGUUCUGCACUGCAUGUACAUCUUUUUCACCAGGCACUUGUGUGAACCAACCGUAGUCUUGUUCUGCUAACAGCUAACCUACAAAAUUCUUCUCAGGGUCCUGGCUCGCUUGUGUUGUCUUGUGAUGAUGCUGUUCCUGUUUCCUGUUCUUCCCCUUCCCCCAGGAGGCAGAUGUAACCCCGUACCUCGGUGCCAAGUUUAGAUCCUGGAAUUCCUAUCCAAACCAGGAAGUCCUGUCGAUAUCCAUGAAGCUUGCUAGCCAUGAGUGCACAGAAGCACAGCUUUCAUCUUCCUGACAUCUAAGCCCAGUUUCACGAUCAAGGUUUUUAUGUCAGCUUCUCGGAUCCAGAGAAUUUUGGUUCCCAGAUUCCAGCGAAGAUUCUGUAGCAGCCAUCCAUGAUGCAAUAGAAUAGCCAGUGUUGUAGGAAAGCAUUUGGCCUAACCUGCCAUAGGCCCCUUCCGCACAGGCAAAAUAAUGUAUUUUCAAACCACUUUCACAACUGUUUGUAAGCGGAUUUUGCCAUUCCGCACAGCUUCAAAGAGCACUGAAAGCAGUUUGAAAGUGCAUUAUUCCGCAAGUGCGGAAUGAGCCUUAGAUGGCGGCUGUCCUCUUCUGGCAACAGUUAGAGGAAUGCUAAAACAUCCCUCUGUACAUUUGCAUGAGGCUUUUUCUGUACACUUUUACUUUUGGCGAGCAUGCAGCUUUCCCAGGCAGGAAUGAUGAUUCUCCCUUGCUAGUAUUCAAGCUGAUUUUGUGCCAUAGCUAAACCUGCAGCGAGAUCUCUAGUACUGGCGGCAGGUUGUUCCUGCUUGCAACCAAAGCUCCGGACUUGUGUGUUUAUUACAGAGGAAGGCACUUGCCACAAUCCAGGAAGUGCCCUCAGGAACACCUAAAUGUACGUGCCCACGCAGUCUUCCACUACAUGGCACCCUUCAGUAUCUGCAGCUUUUCAACCUGUUGUUGUUUUCACAGACUUGUUCCUUGGUGUUUGAGUUGUCGUCGUUAACUUGUUUGGAUUGUUCUUCCUUCUGCUGCUGUUACGUCCUGGAUGAUGGGUUUUGUUUGUGUACGUUUGAGGUUGUCAAAAGUGGAGCUUGUUUUUUUUUGUAACGUGAUCUGUUAUGACGUCUGUGUCUCAACUUUUUAACGGCAGUCACACAAACCAAGACCAAAACGCCGCCCCACCCCCCUCUUCUGCACUCCUGUGUUAUAUCCCUUUUGUUUGUCAGAAUGACCAAACCUAAAGCUAAACAGCCUCGUCAGGGGAAUUAAAGUGUACUUCAUAGGAUCUUAGUAUUUCAAGGGAGAAGUUUGCUUUGUUGUUAUCUGUGUCUCCAGAAGGUGAGCCCCCUUCAUAACCACCGUUUCUUUCCCUGUACGAAACACACCCAUUAAUCAUUCAUCUUACGUUCAAGCAGCUAAACUCUUCACAUUUGUGCAUUCCAAACUUUUACACAGGCUACCAACUUUAUAAUGCUACAUUUUUAAAAAAAAACAACACUGUGAUGACGUUUUUACUGCUAAUUUUAACAUUUUUAUAUGAAACAAAGGGAGAGACUUCCUUUAAGUACAGAGUUUUCUUUCUGAUCAGAGCAAUGCAGGGAGCCCAGCAGUUAUUCCCAGGUAAACUGCUUGCUGGUCUAGAUCAGGCUUUAUCAGCCACCUGCGAAACAAUUUCAUAUUUAGGUAAUGUAAGCAUUCCAUUAGGUAAUAGUCAAGAUCCCUCUGCACACUCGUACCAACACCAUACACACACACACACACACACACACACACACACACACACACACACACACACGAAAAGAAAGCAGGCUUUAAUCAAUUUGGAUUUAAAUCAAACUCGGAUGUGGGCCAUGUUUCUUUUCGACAAGCCAGCAAAGCCCCUGAAUAAUUUCUCGUCCUUAUCCCUUAAUGAGGUUGGAGCCCACUGCCAUUUCGACAUAAUGUAAUAAUAAAACAUCUUAAUAAGCAGUAGAACUUUAAUUAAGCCUGUCGUGACGUGUGCCUGAUCUUGCCGGGAGCCGGGGGGGGGGGGGGUCAGGCCAGCGGAUGGCUCUCGGGGCGCGCAGUCGCUAAUGCGGGCUUAAGUACGUGUGAGGGAUGGUCAGAAGUUAGAGGAGGUUGCCCUAUUUUAUAGGCACUUGGCGUAAUCUGACAAAGCCGUGAGCUUCUACUUCGGUCUCCCGGAGACCCGCGUGGCCCGUGGUUUUAAUUUACAGUACGAUAUGCGCAGCUCGGUCUUCUGGAUUCGCUGUCGAGGACAUGACGCUUGCUCUCUCGAACGCCUGACCCUAACGUCAGUUGUUUCUGUAUUUUUACAUUACAAUGUUGUCAAUACAAAUGUGUUUAAUAGUGACACCCGAGAACUGUUAUUGGAACUGUCAAGUGCCAAACACAGGUUUCCCCCCCCCCCUUUGGUCCCUGAAUGUGAAAUAAUCUGUACAUUGUGUCUGCCUUAACAAGAUCUUGUGCCACAAUAAAUUUGUUUAGUUGUUA